CUGAAAGAAUAAUAUGUGCAAAACACCGGCCUCAUUGCACAAAUUAGUUGGUUGCAGUGUGGCCAUCUGACAAAAACAUGACAUGCGCAUGCGCGCAAUACUCCCCAAUCUUUUUCAAUGUAUCGACAAUAGAUGGCAGCACACAAACCUAGUCAGCUAAAAUAUGCAUGCAGAACAAUAAUAUGACAUCAGCUGUUACUGCAAAAAUCAUCAAGUUGCCUUUGCCAUUCACACUUAGGCGCAAAUUUUGUUCAACUAGGUGGCAUCCUCUAUUUGCAUCAUUUUGGCGGGGUUAUGGAAGCACGUUUAGAAAUAAAGCUGCUGGAACCAAAUCCACUGUUUACGCGCUGGCUGGAACGCUGGCUCCACGAGGCCGAGCGUCGUAAUCGCAAGUCCCAGCACAAGGUGCGGCAGGCGCUGGAGGCGUUGCGCAACUACCCGCUGCCACUCUACAGCGGGCGCGAGUGCGCCGUUCUGCGUGGAUUUGGCUCAACGCUCUGUCAGCUUAUCGAUGAUGAGCUGCGGCAGCACCAGAUGCUGGCAGGCAAAGGAACGCUGCCAAUGGCUGCCACUGCAACACAGUACCAGGAUCAGGUUCAACAGGUGGUUAAAGUGGUGCAAAAGAAACAACAAAAACAGCAGCAACUGCUGAAGCAGCCCAAGAAAUUGACAAAAAAAGCACAACUGGAGCUGGCAGCAGCUGAAGAACGGGAGCGCAUCGUCCACAUGAGCGCGGGCAGCUAUCGCAUUGUGCUGCUCGUCGACACGCAAGAGACAAGCGGCAAAAACAAGCGCAUAUUAGACCAAACGCGCAGCUAUCUGCAGACUCUGAACGUGGAGCACGAAGUGCGCCGCCUAACCGUCGGCGACUUCCUGUGGAUAGCACGCGAUGCCGCCGGCAAUGAGCUGGUGCUGCCCUUCAUCGUGGAGCGCAAGCGCAUGGACGAUUUGGCCAGCAGCAUACGCGAUGGCCGAUUUCACGAGCAGAAGCAUCGCUUGGGCCAGUGCGGUCUGCCGCACAUUAUCUACCUGAUCGAGGACUAUGGCGACAAUGAGCAGCUCGGUCUGCCGCUAGACUCCUUGCAGCAGGCGCUGACCAACGCGCGCGUCCAGUCCGUAAACAUCCAAGUUGUACGUUCUGACAAUCACUAUCGCUCCAUGUGCUAUCUGAGAGGCGUGAGUAGCGCCUUGGAGCAGCUCUAUGUGCACGCAGCCAAGUCGCUGCACAGCGUCGACAAGACGCAGCUGGAGGCACAGUCUGCCGACAGCUCCAGGAGCAAAAGUCAUGUGGGUUUGCUCAAGUUUCGUGCCCUCUAUGAGGAUUCUGCGCGCAAUGCGCAGCUAACGGUGCGCGAGGUGUUUGUGCAGCAGCUGCUCCAGCUGCACUCUCUCUCCCUCGAUCGUGCCUUAGCAAUUGUGGAGCGCUAUGCUACGCCGCGCCAGCUGCUGGAUGCCUACGGGAAGUGCCAAAACGAGGCCGAGGCACGUCUACUGCUGGCCGGUCUGUGCUGUGGUCCGCUACAGCGUCCAUUGGGUAAAAAGGUGAGCCAGUGUAUCCAUCAGUUUUAUAUGAGCGAAUUUUAGGGAUUAGGUUUAGUAAUUGUAUUUAGUAGGUAUUAGUUAAUUGGACAUAUCUAAAGUUAUAUACACAUAUUUAUACAUUAA
Messenger RNA from Drosophila montana, 1665 nucleotides. It is a transcript of the gene mus81, whose product is annotated as mus81 structure-specific endonuclease subunit. The record is from RefSeq and is a predicted model, not a curated record. The coding region runs from base 295 to 1584 and encodes 429 amino acids. Lineage: Eukaryota; Metazoa; Arthropoda; Insecta; Diptera; Drosophilidae. Gene Ontology annotation, cellular component: Holliday junction resolvase complex; nucleus. Gene Ontology annotation, molecular function: crossover junction DNA endonuclease activity; 3'-flap endonuclease activity; DNA binding. Gene Ontology annotation, biological process: DNA catabolic process; mitotic intra-S DNA damage checkpoint signaling; resolution of meiotic recombination intermediates. The transcript has a single exon.